AUGAAACUUUUGGGUGGCUAUUACGGAAUGUUUACUCCGCGUGACAAAAUCGAACAAACAAUGCCCAGAUUAGGUUUGUACAUGGAACUUUGUGGUCUGGCAUUCGAUCAGUCGGAGCCGAACAACAACGAGACUCCGAAUUCCCGUUCGCUACCCAACCCCACGACAGCAGUUGAAGAUGCGCCGUUCUCACUACCGGAUGCCGUCUGUCCUCCUACCUGUUGGCCCUUGGUUGGCGAGGAUUACGGCGCAGAUGUAAGCAAUCCAGACUCCAACGAAGUGUCUAGCAGUCAGGUAUUGACAGGUUUUUUGCAAGAUCUGGGUCCAAAUGUAAUGCCUGAAUUGGCCGAUCUAGGUGCCGACCCCAUAGGCCCGGAGGCCGAUGUGGAUGAUUUCUUCAAGCCUCAUCUGGUGGAUCGUCGUCCAGAGAGCACUCCGGCAGCGAGCUUAUCACAACCAACAUCAUCGAUGCUACGAACUCCACCAUUAAGCUCAAUCGCAGAUACGCCCACCAAAGGUCUCGGUGCAUUACUGGCAUCACCGACUGGUGUUGCAACAAUGUUACAAGCUACAUUGGGGCAUACGGCGUUACUGCCGACGAUCAAUGGAUGCAAUAUGAGCUUGGAAAGCCCGUGUAAACAGUCGAGUACAAGGCAAUCUAUUCGAGAAAAGCACAACUCUACCUCGGUCCUGGAUGAUUCAGUCACUUCCUGUAUCACGCGACCCGCCAACCCGGCAUCAGCACCGCCUAUGAUUUCCGAAUUUCUCACGGCUCCGUUGAUU
This is a messenger RNA of Echinostoma caproni, 783 nucleotides long. The record is from the annotation of a GenBank genome assembly. NCBI's taxonomy places the organism in Eukaryota, Metazoa, Platyhelminthes, Trematoda, Plagiorchiida, Echinostomatidae.